UAUAUUUUCAGAGAAUACAAGGCUCAUCACACCACGUGACCACGGCAGGCGAUAGGCCUAUGUGUCGGCCUGGUGUUCUUAUCCUCUUAGUCUCAUAUGCCCAAAUAUGGCGGCGCCCUACAGUCGUAUUCUGGACCUUGCAAAGGUCCAAUGUCGAAUCUUUUCACUUAACUUUAAUCCACAAAGGUUACGGCUGGGAAAUAAGGUCCUUCGACAGCGACUUCGCGGCCCAACACUUGCAGAAUGGUAUCCGAAAAAGGCUGUUUCUUUCCGUGACUUACAAGACAGUUACAAGCCUCUCGGCUUAACCAUGUUUGAUGAAGCGGAGGAUGAUAGAGAGGAGGCUAUCCAAAUUGCGAAGCUUCGAGGAAAGGGUCGGCCAAAGAAAAAGAGAACAGCCGCUGAAUCGAGAUCCGCAAAGAAAAAGAAAUAGAAAAGAAAGGACAGGUGUUACCUCCUCUGAUCUCAUAUUAAACACCAUAAUUUUGAAGUUUUUGUAUUAUAUCUCAUGUCCACAUGGGCGCAAUUUUGUUUCAUCAGAUUUAUUCUGGGAUAUUCAUAGAUGCUCAUUACUUGCCCUUUGUGACUGUGAAUCUUCGCUCAGUCCGAUCUGAAACUCUUAGAGAUAUACAGAAGCUUAAUGGGUUUACUUUAAACCUCCGAAGAUGACCUCUGUAGGCUUGGAUGUGCCCUAUGCAACUGAAUCUCCCUCAAUUUCGAAAAUGUUUCCAGUCUACGCUCUCACGGGUUUCUACCAAAUCGGAGA
Aspergillus pseudonomiae is the source of this 766-nucleotide messenger RNA. RefSeq names its product mitochondrial 37S ribosomal protein mS33. The record is from RefSeq and is a predicted model, not a curated record. Gene Ontology annotation, cellular component: mitochondrion. Lineage: Eukaryota; Fungi; Ascomycota; Eurotiomycetes; Eurotiales; Aspergillaceae. The coding region runs from base 107 to 433 and encodes 108 amino acids. The transcript has 4 exons.